CACCUAUAAAUAAUAUCAAUAGAGGGAGGCUAUGUAAAUGACACACCUCCCAGUCCUGUUAAGCUCAGCUAAACACUCUUCACAAUACAAAUCCCUGUGCACAGCUAGUCAGCAUGUUUGCACGUUCAGGGCUUUGCACGCUGGAGAAUGUAGUCCCGUUCAGUCAAGAGCCACCGGCCCGGGUGAUUACACAAACGUGGACAGGAACCACAUAGUCCAGCAUGACUCUCCACACCUGCUUAUGUAUCCAGUGGUCACUGGGCGAACUGAAAGGGUGACCAAUGAGAUGGGUCGGUGAUCUUUUCACUCUAACAUUUAAAUGCCUCAAAAACUCUUUAUCAGCACUUAUCUUGUGAUUUAGUUUAGUGGAAUAGUUUUGGAUUGACUGCAACUGCUGGUGUUGGAUCAAGAAUCAUCUGUGCGGGAUUUCUGUUUUUGUCAGCACACAGGUAACGUAUUUUUUCAUAUAAUCCAUUUAUGAUACUAUAUGAAAUGAUCUUGUCUAUAAUGUUAUGGUAAGAUGUUUAUCUGUGAUAAGUGUCAUCUUAUGAGGUUCUGUUUAACUUUUCUAAAGAACUGCUGCUGGACAUGAAUCCGGGCGUGCAGGUCUGUGUGCCCACUGUGGCUCUGCUGGGCAUGUAUUGCCGAGGUUGCCUCAGCAGGACACAGAGUUUGCCCCGUCGCAGCUUCAGCACUUUGCACAAGCGGAUGAGCAGGUGGAACAGUCUGGAGACCAUCCACCACCCAACUCCUCAGGAAAACCCUCGUGUCCUCAUCACAGGUGGCCUUGGGCAGUUAGGUGUGGGUCUUGCACAAACACUGAGAAAACAGUAUGGAAGAGAUAAUGUCAUCCUGUCAGACAUCAAGAAGCCUCCACCUCAUGUUUUCACCAGUGGUAUGCAAAAUCUAAAUAUGGUUGUAAGGCUUUUUUUGUCCUAUUCUCCUCCAUUCAUACUUUUAAAUGCUCGUCCCUCUCUUUUCCCAUCAGGUCCAUUCGUAUACGCUGAUGUGUUGGACUACAAGCACCUCAGAGAACUGAUUGUAAAUAAUCGUAUCACUUGGCUCAUCCACUACAGUGCUCUGCUAAGUGCUGUGGGUGAGGCUAAUGUGGCUUUGGCACGCAAGAUCAACAUCACAGGUCUCCAUAACGUGCUGGACUUGGCACUGGAGAACUGCCUGCGCCUCUUUGUCCCCAGCACCAUCGGAGCGUUUGGUCCCUCUUCUCCACGUGACCCGGCCCCAGACCUCUGUAUCCAAAGACCUCGAACCAUUUACGGCGUGUCCAAAGUGCACGGGGAGCUGAUGGGAGAGUAUCUCCAUCAUAAAUACGGCCUGGACUUCCGCUGCCUACGUUACCCAGGUGUGAUAUCAGUCAACUCAUCUCCUGGAGGAGGAACUACAGACUACGCAGUUCAAAUCUUCCAUGAUGCUCUCAGCACAGGUCACCACGAGUGCUAUUUGCGACCUGACACUCGUCUACCCAUGAUGCACAUCUCUGACUGCCACCGUGCCACAGUGGAGUUCAUGCAGGCUCCGGAGUGCCAGCUGUCCCUGCGCACCUACAACAUAGCUGCCAUGAGUUUCACUCCGGAAGAGGUGGCCCAAGAAAUACGCAAGCAUCUCCCCCACCUCAAGGUCACCUACAACCCUGAUUCUGUCCGCCAGACCAUCGCAGACAGCUGGCCGGUAAGGUUUGAUGACACCAAUGCUCGGAGAGACUGGGGCUGGACACCAGCCUUUGGGCUUGAAGAGCUGGUGUCCGACAUGUUGCACUUCAUUCGAGACAAGAGGAACAAUGAGGGUUUGCCAGUCAGCUAGCAAAACCUUCACCACAGAGACUGACCAAUGCCCUGCCCCUUGACUGUUCCUCAGCCUGCAUCUACCAACAUCACACUUAUCUCUCACUUCACUUUUCAGAAAGUUGUCAAGCACCUAUCCUGUGUUUCUCUGGAACAUUACAGCAAUGACCCACAGCCUGUUUGUAAGGUGGGAAUUCUCAGUCAGAAGCCCCCAGUAUACAGUAUACAGGUAUACAGAGAGGCCACACGCAUGCACACAAUGACACACAUUUCAGUCUUUUUCAGGGAAUAAUAUGCUGUCAAACCUUCUCUCCAUCGUUGUUGUUUUUAACUGUGAUCGUGGUAUUAGCAUCAUUUAUAUGCAAAAGAAAAUUACUCAUUUCGUAAGCUUCAGAGAUUUCCAUAUAUCAAAUCAUCUGCAUGUACACAACAGUCUGUUAAAUGUCUAAUACAAUAUGGACCAGUUGCACAUUGGAAGAAUCAAACCUGUUGUACACAAUGAUUGCAGGAUCAUCUGGAAUGGCUGGCUCAGUUAACUCUGGACUGUAAUGACAUCAUGUAUUCUUGCUGUUUUAUAAUAUCAAGUGAAAAUCACACACUGGACACAAACCCACUACCCUUGCUGGAAGGAAGCCUUUAUUUUACUUUCUUCUGGCCAGCAGUGUGACUUUGAUUAUGAAUAUGCACCAAUAACAAACAAAGCAUUAUUGACUGUAGAUUACUUUUGAAAAACUGUCUAAAAAUGCAGUGUUGUUUG
Paralichthys olivaceus (Japanese flounder) is the source of this 2556-nucleotide messenger RNA. The record is from RefSeq and is a predicted model, not a curated record. NCBI's taxonomy places the organism in Eukaryota, Metazoa, Chordata, Actinopteri, Pleuronectiformes, Paralichthyidae.